Impatiens glandulifera is the source of this 957-nucleotide messenger RNA. RefSeq lists its product as uncharacterized. The transcript has 2 exons. NCBI's taxonomy places the organism in Eukaryota, Viridiplantae, Streptophyta, Magnoliopsida, Ericales, Balsaminaceae. The record is from RefSeq and is a predicted model, not a curated record. The coding region runs from base 137 to 634 and encodes 165 amino acids.
UUUUCUAAUGUGCCUAUUUCCAUUCUUUUAUAUCCUAUCUCUCUCCAACCCAGUUUCAACAAUUCCAUAUCCAUCCAUUCCGCCGGACUGCGAACUCGCCGGCGACGGCCACCCUAUACCCACCUGAGAAUUCUCUAUGUCGGACGCCGCCGCCGAUCUACCCUGGCUCCGGCCGUCGAUUUCACCGGCAGCGCCCUGCUUCAAGUCUCUUUAUAAGCAGAAUUCGUGGUCACCAGACGCCUACCGUGAUGAGGCCUGGAAAAGAAGGAAAGGAAGUCACGGCGUUCGAAGCCGCCGCCGGAGCAAAAGUGUCACCGACGAAGAUUUGAACGAGUUGAAAGCUUGCAUUGAAUUGGGAUUCGGAUUCGAUUCGCCGGAAAUUGAUCACCGAUUAUCGAACACACUACCGGCUUACAGUCUCUAUUAUGCAGUCAAUAAACAGUACAAGGAUGUUGUUUGUAGAGAAACAUCAUCGUCUGGUUCUGAGUGCGAAUCGCCGCCGUGUUCUUCCAUGGGAAGUCCGAAUCCUCACACCAUGUUUGUCGGUCCAGGAGAAAAACCGGAGACGGUGAAGACGAGAUUGAGGCAGUGGGCGCAGGUGGUGGCUUGUUCGGUGAGGGAGUCUUCACAUUGAAGAUUGAAAAGAAAAAAACCAUUCAAAAAUAUUAUCAAAAUCUUGAAAAGAAUGAAUCUUUAAUUAGUCAAAUGCAAGUAAUUAAAGCUUGUUGUUGUCUACCAAGACCAAGAUCUCUGGUAUCUGUUCAUAUUCAUCAUCUUUUUAUCAAUUUUGUUUAUACUUGAAAUAAAUUUGUACAAUAAUUGUAGUAUAAGUUUGUUUGUAUUGAAAACAUAAUUAAAAUGUUCUUAACAUGAGACAGCUUGAAUGAUAUAUGGGCAGUGAAAAAUAAACAUCUACGUGCAAGGGUAUUUUGAUUGUUUUUAAUGCAUUUAGUUUUU